UUUCUCACUUCAUUUAUUUUCCCAACUGUAAAUUAAAUUCAACGAGGUUCUCUGUGUCGUUGUUGUUGGCGUCUGUUUUCUUGAGUUCCAUGUUGCAAACCGAUCUUUAUUUUACUUCGCCCUAAUUCGAAUUGUGUGUUGUUUGGAGUCAACGACGCAAAAGAAACGCGUGUUUCUCAGCUUCCACGUGUGUUUGCAAUUUCAAUCUAAAUCAGCACGCAACCGAUUAUUGUUUACUACAUGGACCUCGUUUGGCUUUCGUUUCAAUUUGCGUUGCACAAAGUGAUGUUUCCAUUGAGAAGCCUAGGGUUAUGUGAAUAUACGGCUUUAAUUUGUGUUGAACCUAGUUUUAUUAUGCUUAGUCCUCUUUGAAAUGACAAUCGUUGUAACUAAAUUUGUGCGUUUUCUCUCAUAUUAAAGCAAGUUUAAUUACUGAUGGGUAUAUCUUUUAGACUUACAAUUCUUCUUCAGUUUCAGUCUCUGGGAAGUCUUGGAAGCUAUCUUGUUUGACUUAACCAGUUAUCUUCUUCUUUUUUGUUCCAUGGCAGGGAUACACAAUGAUAGGAUCUUUUAUUACGAGGGAUGGUUUUUGGCUAUGCCUUCCCAGCCUAUGAGUGCUAUAAGGCAGUUGAAAAGAAUAGACCAGAAAUUGAACAGCUUCGCUUUUGGUGCCAGUACUGGAUUUUGGUAGCUGUUUUGACAAUAUGUGAGCGGAUUGGUGAUACUUUUAUUUCUUGGGUCCCAAUGUACAGUGAAGCUAAGUUGGCAUUUUUCAUAUACUUGUGGUACCCGAAAACUAAGGGAACAACAUAUGUGUACGAUUCUUUCUUUAGACCGUAUGUUGCAAAACAUGAACCAGAAAUUGAUCGCAGCUUAUCGGAACUAAGGACAAGGGCAGGAGACAUCGCAGUUUUGUAUUGGCAAAAAGCUGCAAGCUAUGGCCAGACUAGAGUAUUUGACAUUUUGCAGUAUGUUGCUGCCCAAUCAACAACUUCUACACGCCCUACUCAGCAACCAUCAACUGCGAGGGUGCGUCAACCCCCAUCUAGUAAUAGCCAACCAGCGGCUUCAACAGAACCACGAGCUGAAGAUCCAUCUUCUGCUUCUUACACAUCAAGUCAGCUCCAGAAAGAAGUAACAGAGGAACCACAAGUGCCUAAAGCACCCUCCUCUACUGUAGCUGCAGGUUUAAAGAGUCAGAAGUCCAAUUCUAUGCCUGAAAAUACCAACCAAUCCGUACCUGCCGAGGAAGAGUCAAUGGCACCUUCAUCCUCUUCUGCAAAUGAAGAUGAGAACCCUCCCUUGGAAGAUACCAUAAUGGAAGAAAGUAUUAGGGUUACACGAGCUAGACUAAGAAAAAAUCGAUCAGCUGGAAUCCGUUAGGACAUCAAUAGUUUCAACUUUUAGCCUCAAAAACAAUGGUGGGUGUCCAAUUGUACAAUUUUAUGUAAAUCACUUGCCUCAGCUUCAUUCCAUCUAUUGGUUUUUUUUUUUUUUUCUUU
Messenger RNA from Vigna unguiculata (cowpea), 1502 nucleotides. Its product is annotated as putative HVA22-like protein g. The record is from RefSeq and is a predicted model, not a curated record. NCBI's taxonomy places the organism in Eukaryota, Viridiplantae, Streptophyta, Magnoliopsida, Fabales, Fabaceae.